Messenger RNA from Oncorhynchus kisutch (coho salmon), 867 nucleotides. Its product is annotated as cytochrome c oxidase subunit 4 isoform 2, mitochondrial-like. Bases 202 to 735 code for a protein of 177 amino acids. The transcript is spliced from 5 exons. Gene Ontology annotation, biological process: mitochondrial electron transport, cytochrome c to oxygen. Gene Ontology annotation, cellular component: respiratory chain complex IV. The record is from RefSeq and is a predicted model, not a curated record. NCBI's taxonomy places the organism in Eukaryota, Metazoa, Chordata, Actinopteri, Salmoniformes, Salmonidae.
CCGCCUUUCCUGGUCAGUGUGAUUGUUUGUUGGCGAUAAAAUCCUAGGGUGAGACACAGUGACAGUUCGCCAGAGCAAAGUGAAGAGGGGCUGCACUUAUUUGUCCGUCUUUUUUUCCUAAAGGUCCACUCUCAGGACAACUGUGAGUAGCUGAAGGCUUCCGAACUUCUGGGGUCUAACAGGACUGGCUAUUUGGGUCAGAUGCUUCACCUGACAACAGGACGUGUGGGGUGCUUGCUUUCCAAGCAAGCGGUGGUGGCACUGACAAGCAGUGGGGCAAGGAUGUCAAGCCAUGGCCACCACGAGGUGUCCGACUCAGUGGACAUGUCACAGCCAAUGUACUGGGAUCGUCUGGACACCCCUCUGCCAGACAGACCAUGGAAGGAUGUCCUCGAUUCUACGGAUAAGAGCCUGAAACAGAAGGAGAAGGGUCCCUGGACUGCGCUGUCCAAGGAGGAGAAAAUCGCCUUGUACAGGCUGAAGUUCAACCACACCUAUCCUGAGAUGAAGAGGCCGUCCCAUGAGUGGAAGACUGUGAUUGGUGGGAUGUUCAUCUUCUUUGGCAUCACUGGUCUGGUGGUCUUUUGGCAGGGACACUAUGUGUACCCACCCCAACCUCAUACCUUUGGUGAGGAGUGGCAGGCUAAGCAGAUCCAGAGGAUGCUGGAUAUGCGGAUCAACCCAAUCGAGGGCUUCUCUGCCCAGUGGGACUACAAGAACAAACAAUGGAAGUAAAGGAAGGGAAUAGACCACUGCCUGAAGGAGGAAUGGUUCGACUUGACACCUUGAGCCUCUGUUCAGCCACCAUAACAGCAAUCCAGCCAUCUGAAUCCAUUCUCUUACUAUUUAAUAAAUAACUAAAAACUG